CUAACGAAGAACCUAGUUGUGGGAGCGUGUUAACUGCUGGUAUCUAAUUCACCUUCAGGACAAACCUCUCUCUGUCUUGAUCGAUCUCUUUCCUCUCAAUGACUACCAUUACAAUCACUAAUCAGCUCAAUGAGAAAAUCGUUGGCACCUUCGAAUCUAGACCUGAAUCCGUCGUUGACGGUUGUCCCCCGAGACUGGUUUUGAUCGUGCACGGUGUUAUGGGUCACAAGAAUUACCUGUUUCAAAGGUUGUUGGCCGAGAAGCUACCCUAUGAAAGCUUUCGAUUUGAUUUCCGCGGCAAUGGAGACAGCGACGGUACCACACGUUUUGGCAAUAUCAAUGAUGACGUUGAGGACAUUAAAACCGUUACUAGCUACUUUGAAAACAAGGGCUAUCAAAUCUACGCCAUUGUCGGUCAUUCUAGAGGCUCUGUUGCUUCUUUCAGAUACGCUAGCACCUGCCGAGUGCCUGUACCCCAUCUUGUCAAUGUUGCUGGUCGUUACCGUAUGAACUUGAUCCGCGGAAGACAAACAAAGGAGCAGACGCAAUCUUUGAAGGAAAAGGGUUUUUAUAAGUGGACUAUCCGAAGGAGAGGUACCUUUGAGGACAUCAUCGUUAAAGAAGCUGAUGUGCAAGAGUUCAUUGAUUUCGAUUCGAGUCAUGUGAACAAAUUGUCAAAGGCAACCUCCGUUCUCACAUGUCAUGGUGUAGAGGAUUUUAUCGUUCCUGUUCACGAUGCUGCCAUUUACUCCAACAUCAUACCUACUCAUACCCUCAAGUUGUUUCCCAAGGCUGAUCACAACUUCAAAGGCUGCUAUCAAGAACUCGUAGAUACCAUCCUUCGAUACUUCAAAGUUCAUGAAAACGAAGCUGCAAGAGCUUGGAGCUUGGGGCUGACAAAGAGUUUGACUAUUCCCCGUUGGAUCGAUGUCGAGGGAGUCAUGAACUUCAGAGAUAUUGGUGGUUGGGACGUCAAAGGUGGAAACGGUUAUAUCCGUGAGCGUAUGGUAUUCCGUUGCGGGCACCUGAGCAACAUGACUGACAAUGGCGAAGAGACUUUGAAGAGCUUGGGAAUUACUGCUGCGUUUGAUUUUAGAUCCACACAAGAAAUCGAACAAUACGGUGUCAUGCGUGAAAUAUCGGGUAUUGACAGGUACCACAGUCCCGUCUUCCUCGAUGAGGAUUACUCCCCUGCUGCUAUAGCCGUCAGAUGGCAAGGAUACUUUGCUGGACCAACAGGAUUUCCUCAUGCCUACCGCACUAUGCUCCAAUCUGGCCCUCAAGUCUUUGAGCGUAUUUUCCGAUAUUUAAUUGCCAACCCUAGAUCUCCCUUCAUUAUACACUGUACCGCCGGAAAAGAUAGAACUGGUGUAUUUGUAAUGUUGUUGCUUGGACUUUGCGGUGUGGACGAUGAAGUCAUUGCCAGAGAGUAUGAACUUACCAACCUUGGAUGGUGGGAAUCGGAGGAACAGCUUGCUAAAAAGGCCAAGCUGUUGGAUCGCUCCAUCGACGAUUUGAAGAUUGUCAUGUCUGCUCCUUAUGUGGGUAUGAAAGAGACCAUUGCUAUGGUUCGACAUGAAUAUGGAUCUAUUGAAAGCUAUGUUCGUGAUAAAUGCCAUCUAAGCGACGCCGAUAUCGCUACCAUUCGUAGAAUAAUGAUUGUACCCAUCCGACGUGAAGAAAAGCAGCUUUACAGAGCUGCCAAACUCUAAGUUACACUUAAAAUUUUUUAGCCUACCACCGAUUGAGGCAACUUUUACAAUUUAGCAUCAAGUACACGGUCUAGAAAAAGUUUAUUAUUACUCCCCUACUUGUGGGCCCAUUCUUUGGUUAUAUGUUAGCAAAAUAAAAGGAAGAUGUAGAAAAAAUGACA
Umbelopsis ramanniana AG is the source of this 1873-nucleotide messenger RNA. RefSeq lists its product as uncharacterized. Gene Ontology annotation, biological process: dephosphorylation. Bases 99 to 1712 code for a protein of 537 amino acids. The transcript is spliced from 12 exons. NCBI's taxonomy places the organism in Eukaryota, Fungi, Mucoromycota, Umbelopsidomycetes, Umbelopsidales, Umbelopsidaceae. The record is from RefSeq and is a predicted model, not a curated record. Gene Ontology annotation, molecular function: phosphoprotein phosphatase activity.